Molecule: messenger RNA, 780 nt
Organism: Lachancea lanzarotensis
Lineage: Eukaryota; Fungi; Ascomycota; Saccharomycetes; Saccharomycetales; Saccharomycetaceae
Product: LALA0S03e06018g1_1
Exons: 1
Coding region: 1-780 (259 amino acids)
Source: RefSeq, a predicted model, not a curated record
AUGUCAUUCAAACUCGACUCUGUGCCCUACAAAAAACAGGAUCUUCCCACUACGAGGGACGAGAUCGUAACGGUAUCUAAAAAGCUUAUCGAUGAGGUAUGCACCAGCUGGAAAAAGGGAAAGUCUUACCAUUAUACUCUUAAAACAAACCCAACGUUGGACUCCGGGAAAAUAGAAGUCAAAACAUACCACACCAACCGCGGCAGAGAGUACUGGCUAAGCCGUGUUAGUGAGCACCAUUUGGAUAAUUCUACUUACGAGCGUUUGGUUAAAGUACUCAAUGGAAGCGAAAAAAAGGGCACCCAAUGGGUUUUGCCAGAUAAUACAGCACGUUCUCAUGCUGAAAAGGAAUACAUAGAGACACUCAAUCGGGUGGAAAUCUUGGAGACCACCCCUUCCGGCUGGGUAGGCGUGAACCUCGAGUACGAAAUGGGAAAGCCCUUGACCACUCGGGAGUUCAACGAAUGGGUUUACGUGGUGCCUCCAUUCCAAACUGCAGAUCCAAACGUGGAAACUGGUUUGGUUGUUAGCGUCGUGGCUGAUGCACCCAUGAGAGAUCCAAUAGCGCAUACAAACGCCUUCUACGUCAGUGUAGAAUCGCUGGACUACAAUCGCGAAUCUAAAAAACUGGUAUGGAAAAUGGCCACCACCAGCGACGCGGGUGGAAACGUACCAAAAUGGAUCCAGAAUUCAAUGAUUGCUAAAACGGUGUCGAAAGAUGUAAGCUUCAUGUUUGAAUGGCUCGGAGACGGUCAUGACAACUACUUACAUAGCCAAUAG